CUUGUCCGCGUGAAGAAUAUAAUCAUCGCAAAGUUCGAGCAGAACCCGGUCCUCUACGACCGGGAAAAUGCCGAAUACAAGGAUCCGAAACUCCGCGAGGAAAUAAUAACCGGCAUCGCCCAAUCCCUGACGACAGAAAGUCACAAGUGUAAGUGUCCUCUCGAAACUCUGAUAAUUGUUCAAUUUUUGUGUACCUUUGUCUUGGCGCGUUGUAUUUAGGUUAUGGUUAGGUUAUGGUGUUCGUUGCAAUUCUUACAUUUUGCUUGUGUCUGCUUGUUUCUCGCCAGUGUUUCAUGCCCUCAAUUUUCCUACUUUUUGUUUCCACAGACUCAUCCACAGAUGUGUCCAAUCUAUGGAAGAAUUUACGAGAUGGGUUUGUGAAGGAGAAACAGACCAGGAACAAGGAGAACGUUAGUGGCUUAAAAGGAAACAACAGAAAACCAUUCCCAUUCUACGAUCAGAUGCAGUUCGUAGAACCAUACGUGAGGCAUAGAAGGAGCCUCUGCACCACUGAUGGAGAUGGAGAGGACGGUGAUGCUUCACAAAAUGACUUAAUUGAGAAUCAGGAAGAAGAGGAGACCCUGGAAAUUGCGGAUGCCUUAAUUGAGGUUGUGAUGGUUACGGACAGUGAGGGGACCAAUCUCCAACCAUCAGAACAAGCAGUGACUGAGGCUCAGUCUAUACCAGGCAACGACGCAGCAAAGGAUCACUUAUUUGGGGCAGGGAUAAAGCGGAAGAAUACCGAGGAACCAGCUCCAGCGGCAAAGAAGUCUGUUUCCCUCUCAUCAGUGCCCGUUCUGUCACCAGCAAAAAAGAGGGGGGUGCAUUUAUCUAGAAGUACAGCCAAGGAGAGGGAUAACAUAAACAACGGGCUGAAACAGGCGCUGGAUCAAAUCCAGAAAAGUAUGACAGCUGUAAGUGAUCCUGAUGCAGCGUUGGGUGAAUCCAUUGUAGCUGCUCUUUCUGCCAUCACCGAUAUAGACAAAAAAAGAAGUGGAGGGGGUUUUUGAGGCAAGCUAUAAAUUUUGGAAGAUGAAUGUUAAGGAAGGACAGCCCACAGUGGACAGUAUUUUCAUGAGAGUUUGAAAAGUGCUUUACUUUAUGGAAUACAUGUUCUGCACUCUCUCACUUCUUGAAAAUUACUAGUCCUGGGUGACAUUUCUGGCUGUGAGAAAAGUGCAGUUUUUCCAUACAUGUAAAGCACUUUUCAAAACUAAUGUGAGACUGAACAUCUGUGAAUUUAAUUUUGCAAUUAUUUUGCAAAUUCUUUCUUUUUUCAAUUUUUUGUUUUUAUUGGUUAUUACUUUAUUUUAGUUAUUGUAAGUUUACUUAA
This is a messenger RNA of Thrips palmi, 1333 nucleotides long. RefSeq lists its product as uncharacterized. The record is from RefSeq and is a predicted model, not a curated record. The transcript has 3 exons. NCBI's taxonomy places the organism in Eukaryota, Metazoa, Arthropoda, Insecta, Thysanoptera, Thripidae. The coding region runs from base 234 to 1010 and encodes 258 amino acids.